UUCCCCUCAAUCCUCACCGCAUUUUUUUUCCCUCCCUCUCUCUCUCUCCAUCUCUCUCCGCCGGUCAACGUCGAACCCUGUCCUGCCUUGCCCUACCUCGACCCCCUUCCCCUACACCCACCCCCCCUCAAUCCAAUCCUUUCCCUCCUCCGUACCCUCUCUUAAUUUCUACGCGACCCCGGACCCAAGUCCCGCCCAGCCUAACAUCGCCACACGCGCCACCUACACGCUGCUACGCGCGAUGGCCGACCGUGCCCACUACCGCGGCGGCCGUGGAGGCGGCGGACAUCCCCGCGGACCGCGCGGCGGACGAGGCGGCGGAAGGGAAGGCGGCCACGGAGCUGACUCGGGCCCAGGCGGCGGAGCCCAUGGACAGGAGCGGGAGCGCCCCAAGAAGGAGAACAUCCUCAACCUAAGCAAAUACGUAGACAAGAAGAUCACAGUCAAGUUCAACGGUGGCCGGGAGGUCACCGGCACGCUAAAAGGCUACGACGCGUUGAUGAACCUGGUCCUCGACGACGUCGAAGAGGUCAUGCGAGACGACGAAGGGAAGGAAGCCGCGCGGGCGCUCGGCCUCGUCGUCGUCCGGGGCACGCUCCUGGUGGUGAUCAGCCCCGUCAACGGGAGCGAGGAGAUCGAGAACCCCUUCGCGCAGCAGAGCGAGGAUUGAGCGCGCCCCCCCUCUCCCCGGUGAGUUUCCGCUCGCGCGCCCGACGACGCUGCUCUCGCACGGGGCGGGAUCCGUCUGCUGCUGCUGGCAGGUGGGUU
Messenger RNA from Durotheca rogersii, 768 nucleotides. Its product is annotated as like-Sm domain-containing protein. Gene Ontology annotation, cellular component: spliceosomal tri-snRNP complex; U2-type prespliceosome; U12-type spliceosomal complex. Gene Ontology annotation, biological process: nuclear-transcribed mRNA catabolic process; mRNA splicing, via spliceosome. Bases 242 to 670 code for a protein of 142 amino acids. The transcript has 3 exons. Gene Ontology annotation, molecular function: RNA binding. Lineage: Eukaryota; Fungi; Ascomycota; Sordariomycetes; Xylariales; Xylariaceae. The record is from RefSeq and is a predicted model, not a curated record.